ACUAAGUAAAAACAGCCAAUUUUCGAUCCUCUCCUACACACACUAAACUAACACACACACCUCUUUUUUAAUUUGUCCAAAAAUGAGGAUUGCUGCUAUUGCUGUCGUAAACCCAUGCACCACUUCUAAAGAGCAAUAUUCUUUUAAACUCCCAAGUGUCACCACUACAGCGGCCACUGGCCACGGUACUACUACUAGUACUACUACUACUGCUGUUUCUACAUUGCAACUCAACAACACUACUAAGAAUUCCGACUUCUCCUGGACUUCGUUAAAGUAUGACUCGCUCAGUGCUCAUGAGUACACUCACGCGCUUAAACUCGGGAACAAAUGGAAGGAGUAUCAAGGGAUCAAUAACUGGGAAGGCUUGCUUGAUCCGCUCGACGAUAAUUUAAGAGAUGAAAUAUUAAGGUAUGGUCAGUUUGUUGAAGCCGCGUAUCGGGCUUGUGAUUUUGAUUCUUCUUCUCCCAAUUACGGGACAUCUAAGUUCCCCCGGAGGUCGCUUUUGACCAGGUCCGGGAUCGGAGAAACGGGCUAUCGUGUUAUCAAGAGCCUUAAAGCCAGUUGUGGGAUACAGUUGCCACGUUGGAUUCAUAGAGCGCCAGGCUGGAUUUGGAGACAGUCCAGUUGGAUUGGUUACGUGGCAGUCUGUCAGGACAAGGACGAGAUUGCCAGGCUUGGAAGGCGUGACGUGGUGAUUGCUUACCGGGGAACCGCUACUCGAAUGGAGUGGAUUGAGAAUCUCCGAGCGACGUUGACUCCACUACCUGAGGAUAUGGCGAAUGUGGGUCCGGAAAGCAGCAGUACUGGGGCCAUGGUGGAGAGCGGGUUCUUGAGCCUUUACACCUCAUCCACCGCCAAGUGUCCUAGUUUACAAGACAUGGUAAGGGAGGCGAUUGCCAAGGUUCUAAAAAUAUACGGCAACCAACCACUGAGCAUCACCGUCACCGGACACAGCCUCGGGGCCGCCCUGGCGACUCUCACAGCAUACGACAUAAACUCCACCUUCCCUAAUGCACCCAUGGUAACCGUAAUGUCCUUCGGCGGACCACGGGUAGGGAAUCAGAGCUUCAGACGCCAGCUGGAAAGGAAUGGGACACGAGUCCUACGGAUCGUGAACUCCGAUGAUCUCAUCACAAAAGUACCAGGAUUCGUGAUUGAUAAUAAUGAUAUGGUGGAUAGAGGUACUGCAAACGUGGUAGGGUUUCCCUCGUGGCUACAGAAGCGAGUGGAGGACACGCAGUGGGUUUAUGCUGACGUGGGACAAGAGCUGAGACUGAGUAGUAAGGACUGUCCACACCUAAGCAAGGGGAAUGUGGCCACGUGUCAUGAGCUCAGCACGUACUUACAAUUAGUAAAUGCUUAUGUUAGUUCUAAAUGUCCUUUCAGGGACAGCUUAAAGUAUAGCAGAGAAAAGUUAGAGAGACUGGUGGAGGUGUAAUGUCCAUUCAUUUGAUUUUUGUAUAUAAAAACCUCGUUCGUUCAAUUUGAAACUUUUGAUUUUGCAUAUAUAAAAGACUUGUUCGUUCAACAGUCAAAAAAAAAAAAACCUUGUUCGUUCAAUUUGAAACUCUUUGGGUUCCUUUGGAGCAUGGGAUGAAGUGCCGUAUUAGAUAAAAGCACUUGUCCUAU
Messenger RNA from Rubroshorea leprosula, 1632 nucleotides. The record is from the annotation of a GenBank genome assembly. Lineage: Eukaryota; Viridiplantae; Streptophyta; Magnoliopsida; Malvales; Dipterocarpaceae.